AUGUCGAGAUACAAUCAGCACGAAUCACCCAUGGACUUUGAGUUCCAAAACGGUACAGGACCUUUAGAUGCUCGUUCACCCUUCGCUCAGCUUAGCCAGAACUCGCAACGAUUCCCACCAGGGCAGGGAAAGAAGCGCACAUACAGCGCUUUCGACUCGCCGGCCAAGGCAAAUCCCAGCCAUACACAAUCCCCCUCCAAGCCUCUGCCAGCAGUACCGGCCUUCAACUCCAUGUUCACCACCCCUCGCAAGCUGAACAACGACUACGACGACUCUUCUGCGGGAGAGACACCACGAUCGCCAGAGCAGAACAACGACAGCGAUGCUACACCAGACAAUGCCAACUUACGAAGCGCCCUCUUACGAUCGGAAGCCGCAUCCAUGCCAACACUACCAGGAGCAGAGAGCACAUCGAGCCCGACGAAAGAUCAUGAUCGACCACAAAUGCAGAAGCGCGAGAGCUGGCUUUCAUCUCAAUUGAUUCGGGCGAAGAACAAGUUCUCCAGCCCUGGCCGAGGCGAGAUCGCACGAGUGGAGCACACAAGCAGUGGCAUGGAGAAACGAGUAGAGAAGCGGCGCAAACGGGACAUCAACCGCAAGGAAAGUCGAAGGAGAAGACAUAGCAUCUCGGACUCCGGAGACGACAGCGAACACCACCCGACCGCGCUCUCCAGCCCGCGCAAAACUAGCAGUCUCCUCCUCCUCCAACAACAACAACAACAACAACAACACCCAUCCCACGAGCCCACCAAGCAACACUGGCUAAGCACCUUCUACACCUUCAUCGAAACCCACCCCACAGUCCCGCACAUCCUCUCCUGGUACGCCCAGCUCCUCUUCAACAUCUUCCUCCUCUCCUGCUUCGCCUACGCCAUCUACAGCGCCUGGUCCGCCUUCUCCUCCGACGUCGACAAGAAAGCCCACGAAGCCAUGACCGAGAUCAUGGCCGAAAUGGCCGUCUGCGCCCAACAAUACACGGCCAAUAAAUGCGAUCGCAGCACGCGUGUCCCCGCCAUGGAGACCGUCUGCGAGAAUUGGUCAAAAUGCAUGAAUCGGGAUCCAGCGAGUGUGGGCCGGGCGAGGGUGUCGGCGCAUACGUUUGCGGAGAUUUUCAAUAGCUUUAUGGAGCCUAUAAGCUAUAAGGCAAUGGUUUUCACCUUCCUCCUUGUGUUUGGGUGUUUUGCUAUCAGCAAUUUCGCUUUUGGACUCUUCCGCAAAACGGAGAGUGUGGGCGCUUUCCCCCCACAGCAGUAUUAUCAGCACCAGCCGCCGCCUCCUACUCCGCAGAGGCAUUUCAGUGGGCAGGAAGGGCAGUUUUACGGGGGUACGCCGUGGCAUCAUCAGGUGCAGGGAUUGGAGCCACAGGCUAGUGGUGCGUAUGGGCAGAUUGAUGGGCGGGGGAGUCCGGUGAGGAGGAUACAAUUUUGA
Recurvomyces mirabilis is the source of this 1428-nucleotide messenger RNA. RefSeq lists its product as uncharacterized. Gene Ontology annotation, biological process: nuclear envelope organization; lipid homeostasis. The record is from RefSeq and is a predicted model, not a curated record. The transcript is spliced from 3 exons. The coding region runs from base 1 to 1428 and encodes 475 amino acids. Gene Ontology annotation, cellular component: nuclear envelope; nuclear membrane. NCBI's taxonomy places the organism in Eukaryota, Fungi, Ascomycota, Dothideomycetes, Mycosphaerellales, Teratosphaeriaceae.